GGAUCUGGGAUACCGCUGGUGAUUUCCGGGUUGGAGCAUUUUCAUGUCAAGUACGCGACGGAAAUCAAACAGAAAAGGCCAUCACAUUCAAGAUGAAAUCACAGGCCGAUGUCUGGCCUGUGGCCUUCACAGUAACCGCCAGCCUAGGAGACCCCGUGACGCUACAGAUGGUGCAGAGGUCCAGUAGGACCGGUACCAUUGUGUGGAGGAAGGGAGGGGCCGGAGGGACUGUCCUGAUCGGGCAGAACGGCCUUAACCUGACCAUAGCCAGUGUCCAGUCUUCAGAUGAGGGGAUCUAUGAGUGCUACUAUCAGGAGGACACUGAAAGAAAACAGGGCAUCAUGAGGCUCAUUGUCAGAGGUUGUGCUGAGAACAAGUGGGGUCCACCCUCCUGUACCGCUGACUGUCCCGUGUGCUACAACGGCGGUGUGUGUGACGACAACACGGGGGAAUGCGUCUGUCCUCCGGGGUUCCAUGGGCACAACUGUGAAAGGGCAUGUGCGAAUGGCAAGAUCGGCACAAGCUGCACGAGAGAGUGUGACGGUGGAGACUGUACGGGCCAGCUGCUGUGUGUGAUGGACCCGUACGGCUGUUCCUGCGCACCUGGACUCAUGGGCAUAGAGUGUAAUACUGUUACUGUCUCCUACGUAUAUAUAUACGAGGAUCUCUUCACCAAGGAGGAAGGUCGCUACUUUGGCAGUACUGCUGACAACAUAACGGCAUACAGCGGCAUAGACGCAGAAGAGUGUGCCCGUCGCUGUCUGCAAGGAUACGGCAGCUAUGAUGGCGUCAACCCAAACUGUCUGUCAUUCAACCAUCGCCCUGCCGGAUCGCCAGAGGGCGGCAGUGCACGGUGUUGGCUCAGUAGUUCUGACAAGGACACGGUGACAUCUCCUGGUCCUGAGUGGGACAGUUGGCCUUACCGAAACUACCACCAGAGGAAACAUUGUACUGACGUGUUCGCACUCGGGAUUCGGCACAGUCAUGUUUACACCAUCGGCCACCCUCAACCAUUCCAAGCCUACUGUGACAUGGUCACUAAUGGCGGUGGGUGGACGGUCAUACAGCGGCGACAGGACGGGUCUGUACCGUUUAACAAGACUUGGACUGAGUACGAGCAGGGGUUCGGUAAUCCUAGUGGAGAAUACUGGCUGGGAUUGGGGAACAUCCACAGCCUGACGACACAGAAACAAAACGAACUGUACGUGUACCUGGAAGACUGGGAAAUAAACAGCCGGUUUGCGCGGUACAGCACGUUUUCUGUGGGAGAUGCCAGCAGCAAGUACACGGCAACGAUCGAUGGGUACAGCGGGGAUGCUGGUGAUAGUUUGGACCCGCCGACUACACGUCACAGCAUCAACAACAGACAGUUUUCUACAACAGAUCAAGAUAACGACGGUGUCAGUAGUACCGACUGUGCGGGUACAUUCGGACAAGGAGGCUGGUGGUACACUCCAAGUUGUGGUUACGCCUUGUUGAACGGACAGUAUCUGACAGGUUGCUCAUCUCAUCAUUCAGACCGUGCCAGAAUGGUGGAGCCCUCACGUCAGGACCUGUUGAGUCAGGACUAUAUAUCUGCACAUGUGCACACGGAUGAAAGUCCUAAAGACGUGACAGUGAGCGUCACCACAGUGAACUCUACAACCCUCCACGUUACCUGGACGGUAGGAGUAUCCGGUAACCUCAGCAUCAUCGACUCCCAAGUACGCUAUAAACAGAGUGACACAGAGGACUGGGGAUCAUGGACGUCAGCUGGAGCUUCUAUUGGGGCGGGCGAUGUCUACAUUCACAACCUACGACCAGGAGCCAUGUACGAUGUUCAAGUGCGGAUGAACACCUCGUUAGGGUGGAGUGAUCUCAACAGUGGGACAGGAACUACAGACGAAACACCUCCCGGUCCUCCCCGCAAUUUGGCUGCCCUACCAAUCUCACACAACUCUGUCAACCUGACCUGGGAUCCUCCGAUAGAACCCAACGGCAAUAUCCACCAACCUGUACCUGUUUCUGCUAUCGUUGGCGGCAGUGUGUCUGCUCUGCUGGUGGUUAUUCUGGUGACAGUGGGGAUAGUUUGUUAUAGAAGAAGGAACCACGAAGGCGACCGGGACUCUACCGAUCCUCAGAUAGACCUGACGAUAAUCACGGAAAACGAACCGUCCAUAGAUGAAUCAGUUGAGAAUCCUGCAGCAAUAGUAGAAGACCUUUCACCGUAUGACACGACUAUUUACAGCAUCGUAGACCUCGUCACUGUUGACGACGUAGUGGACUUCCUCAUAGCCAAGGGGCUUGGCCAGUAUGCUGCAGCAUUCAAGCGGCACAAAGUAGACGGGGAAGGAGCCAUGUCGCUAACCAGUGACAUGCUUGCUGAGCUCGUUCCUCAGAUCGGGCCGAGGGCAAAACUGCAGAAGUCCCUUCAAGAGCUGAAGGACAAUCAGGAGUCUGCUAAAGGAAGCAGACCACUUCACCCUGGCUGGGAAAUCUCCCGUUCUAGCCUGAAGCUCGGUAAAAUCCUGGGGAAGGGACAGUUUGGAGAAGUUCGUAUGGGGGAGCUGAGGAAGAGAGGCAUCACCCAGACUGUGGCGGUUAAGACACUGAAAGCUUUCUCACAGGAAAAGGACAAAGAGGACCUCAUUGGAGAGCUGGACAUUCUGGUCACAGUCGGUCGUCAUGACAACAUUAUCAGUCUGGUCGGUGCAUGCACGGUGGGAGGUCCGCUGACACUUGUGGUUGAGUACGCACCCAACGGAUGUCUGAAGGACUGGCUGAGAAACAACCGUCCUACGGAGAUGAACCGGACAGACAACAGAAACAACGGGAUUCUGUUGCCGAUGGAACAACUGAUCACGUUUGGUAUAGACAUAGCAAAUGGGAUGACUCACCUGGCUUCCAUGCAGUGUGUCCACCGUGAUCUUGCCGCCAGGAAUGUGCUCCUUGGGAAGGACCUGACGGCCAAGAUCUCAGACUUUGGUCUGUCACGGGAUAUCUACGAGGAGUCUGAGUACGUCACGAGCACACAGAGCCAGCUACCCAUCCGGUGGAUUGCAUACGAGUCCCUAUUCUACCAGGUGUACACCACCCAAAGCGAUGUAUGGUCCUUUGGAAUCCUCAUGUGGGAGAUCAUGACAAUGGGUAAACAGCCGUACGGCAGGAUGACAGGCAAAGAGCUUAUGGAGCUUCUCCCAAGUGGCUACAGGCUGGAGAAACCCGCUCUAUGUCCUCAAGAUGUUUACGAAGUGAUGAAGAGCUGCUGGGAAACUCUUCCUGAGAACAGACCAACUUUCCCGGAGCUAAAGGCAACUCUGGAUCGGAUUAUUCAAGAUCACAAGACGUAUGCCUCAUUGCUAAAUUAGGAAACUACAAGGGAAGAGAGCGAAAGAGGAGAAUCUUUUUGCCAAGAAGGAAACAUUAUAUAUUCUUAUUUGUAGAUAACGUAGGACCAGAAUACAAGGCUUGUUUGUUGAUUGUAACCAGGAAUAUGAAGUAUACGGAAUUUAGUUUAACUGAACUAAAUCGUACAUUGCGUACCGAAGAUAUUAAUAACAAGAGUUCCACGAUCUCAUACCUUCGGCAAAAGAUGUUAACCCUUCCGUUUGACGAAUUAUACAAUUUUAAUCAUUUGCAUGGAUUACAUCAGUUGAUAAUAUUCUCCACCAAACGACAGCCUUAUCUUUACAAAAAAGGCUAUUCUAGCACUUCUUCAUAAAUUAUGCAAAUGAGGUCAUAACGUGAAUAAAUUCUCUUCAUUGAUGUUUAGCUCCAACUAACUUCCAACUGUGAAAUUAUAACAAUUUUCCAUUACUUAUGUAA
Molecule: messenger RNA, 3804 nt
Organism: Branchiostoma belcheri (Belcher's lancelet)
Lineage: Eukaryota; Metazoa; Chordata; Leptocardii; Amphioxiformes; Branchiostomatidae
Product: tyrosine-protein kinase receptor Tie-2-like
Exons: 22
Coding region: 93-3347 (1084 amino acids)
Biological process (GO): positive regulation of kinase activity; cell surface receptor protein tyrosine kinase signaling pathway; protein phosphorylation
Cellular component (GO): signaling receptor complex
Molecular function (GO): transmembrane receptor protein tyrosine kinase activity; ATP binding; protein binding
Source: RefSeq, a predicted model, not a curated record